Molecule: messenger RNA, 4306 nt
Organism: Dermacentor silvarum
Lineage: Eukaryota; Metazoa; Arthropoda; Arachnida; Ixodida; Ixodidae
Product: CKLF-like MARVEL transmembrane domain-containing protein 8
Exons: 6
Coding region: 212-778 (188 amino acids)
Cellular component (GO): membrane
Source: RefSeq, a predicted model, not a curated record
UGAAUGUCUUUCCUCCUGAACAAGCAAGCGUGGAAGCAAGCCUAAGUUGCGGGUAGGCUGAAGUGAAAUUGUUUCCAGAAGUCGUUGUGAUUCAAGGAAAGUGUUCAACCGUCGCCUCUAUAUUCAGUUGAUAAAACAGCCAAGGAGUCUCCGUCAUAUUCGAGGCCGUGCCAAGCAGACCGUUGUCAUCGUCUCUGCACCCACUGGCAGAAUGCAAGGCCAGGGCUUCCCCGACACUCACACGACCACCACAACCACUACAACAACCAAGUCUGCCUCAUGGCUGGUGUUUGACCCAUCAUAUCUGCGCACCUUGCCAGGCAUCCUGAAAGGAGCACAAAUUAUUAUCAGCCUGAUUGGAUUCAUCUGCUCUCAAUUGGACUACUACUUUCCGAGCACAUCCAACUGGUAUGGCUUUGUGUCAAUGACUGCAUUCUGGGUCACCCUGGUGCUCCUCUUCUUCUACGUUUUUCGCCUGAUUGAGAAGAUCAAGAUUGUUCCUUGGAUGCUUGCGGAGUUUGUGUACUGUGGUGUCUGGGCUACCCUGUAUUUUACAGCUGCUAUAGCUGCAGCUGUCAAAGGCAGAUAUCAAGAAUGUCUUGCAGCUGCUGCUUUCUUUGGUUUUGUGGCCAUGAUCCUGUAUGGUGCCGAUGCCUUCUUCAAGUACAAAGGCUGGAAGUCUGGAGAGCCUGCCCAGGGUGAGAGAUCGGUGCCCAGUGCAGGGCUUGGAGCUUCAAACACGGUGUCACCUACCAGCCCCAACUACCCUGCCUACUAACCAUGCACGCUACUAAGGCAUGCACCCACACCUCGGGCUAAGACCAGUCUGAGUGAAGAAAGGUGUGGAGACGAACCUUGCGAGUCAUGCAUUCGGCACUAAAAUGGACGGCCACUAGGGUGUCAGUGAUGGGAGGCAGCUGCUGCAAUGGGAAACCAAAACAGUGAAGAAGAGGAGUGGCACUUGUCAUACUUUUCUUACUUUGGCUGUAUCACCUUUUUCUUUGUGUUUACGCAUAUUUGAGGGCUUUAUAAAUGGGAGUGUGCUAGGAGGAAAACUAAGUUAACAUUUCGCAGUCGACAUAUUAGGAGAUAAGAAGUUUUUGUAGCGCUCACGUCUGCUGUUUUAAUUUUAUCUGUCAUUUGCCUGUUUGCUUCAUGAUUGAGAAAGACUUUCAGCUGUUGCAAAUGAACAGAGAAGUUUUCAGCUUAUCGGCUGCUAAGAGCCGAUAUGCAGUGCUCCUGCACCCCUCUAUUUGUAAAAGAGAAGUAUAGUACCAAAGUAUAUUUUUUAUUUGCUGCCACAGGGCAUUGUAGUGUUUUAUUUAAAGCCUUGCAUUCAGGAAAAACAGUUGCAUUCAGCACAAAUGUUGAAUGCCCUGUUUUUGAUGCAUGGAGGCACUAACAUUUUUUUAUGUGAUUGUGUGCAAAUGAUCUUUUAUGCACAUUUUUGGCAUCAGUACAAGCAUAAAAUUUUAUUGGAGAAUAUUGAUAUGAUUGUUAUGUAUAUAAGUGGUCUAUAAAAUGUCUUUAAAAUGUUAUGUGGCCUAGCUUGCCUUGUGUAGUAGGCAAAACGAAUGACAUCAGAUAUCUUAGUCUGAAACUGUCGUGAGAUACCUAUUAGGUUGUGUGCUAAACUGCUGCACUGUGAAUACGAAAGCAGCAGUUGCAUUAAGGCCUUUAGUUCUGCAUGAUUAUUAUCAUUAUCCUUUAUUAGUUUGUGGCAAGGGUGCCUUGCAGCUUUGCUAAUAUUGAUGCUUUGGAACUUGUUAGUACUUGCUGUGUGUAUUGCACGCAAACUACUGUCCUGAGCUGAGGCUGCACAUUUACAUCUUCAGAGGUUUACUAUACUUGUACUAAUGUUUGUUUAGUCUUAUAUUUAGCCCUGCAGUGAGCAUGGCCUUGACUUGUAUAGCCCUUCACUGUGGCGCUCUCAUGUAGUACAAAAGCAUCAGCUCAAGUUUUGCCAACGCCCUGAUUGUCCUCCUCGUAAGCUGUUCAUGUAGACGGUAUGUGACAGUUUUAUCUGUAUGUUACAGUCACUUCCUUUUUCUUAUUUUUCUGGGGCCUAGAUGUUGUUAAAUUUGUGCAUAUUUCCACUGCACAUUCAACAAAAACUGAACAAGCAUAGAGUCAGUGAUGUGUUGCUUAUGUUCAAUGCCUUGUUCCUCUCAUAGAAAUUAUUUACACUGUGUACAUUGUUCUCUAUCUGCAGUAUCAUUGUAGUGAUAUAUGUGUCCUUAAAGUGUUUCUGCCUUUCCAUUACCUUGGAUGUGUGAAAAUGCAGUUUGUGCAUUCAUGUUACAUCCACUUUAAGGCCUGCCACUUGCAGGGCAUUUUGCAGCGUAGCACAUGCUGCGUGCCAUGAAUGAAUGAAUGGCCACUGCAGAUGGCACCACUGUAAAAUAUACCAUUAACUUGGUUUACUGUUGUUGAAAUUUAUUUCUAGAGAAUGCUUCUCAAGUUGAGCUAUUUCACACACACAAUAUAAUUCAAAAUUUAUAACCCUUUUACUUGUUUCACUUCUGUUAUUCUGUUCAAAUGCCACUGCUUGUCUACAGACUUGCUGAGAUCAAGGUAUUCGGUCACAUAUGCUGGGUUACCUUUUGAUCUUUUCCUUUCUACACCUUUUAUUGAUUUAUUCAAGGCAAACAAUUUGGUAUUAGAUAUGGCGAUAUUUGAGGACUAAUGUAACUGUAAUCUCUAAGCUCACUAGCCGGUGAGAUUUCUUUUUCCUCUCAUUCUUUUAUUGCCCUGAUAUGUCAUUUGAUAAGACUGCUUGUCUAGUGGUCUCACUAGGCUGCGACUUUUCACUAAGCAACCUUGUUGCAACAUUUUUGAAUCGUGCCAAGGUGUCCACAAAAUUCUUGCUCUUCCUGUUGUAUGAGGACACCCUGAGCAUGUUGUUUGUUGAUUGAAUUGUGCCAUAACAUAUAUAGCAGUUUGCAUCUUGGCUGUAACGUUGGAGACAAUGAACAUGAAUGUGCCACAUGACUGGCAGUAGUAGGGAGGGUUAUUUUCGUAUGACAUGGCACCCAAAAAGUGUUUUAUUUAGAAUGCUGCAGUGCUGAAUCUCUCGCUGAACAACCUGCAUGCUCAUUUGCACUUGUUCCCAAAUUGCACUUACAUCCACCUUCUGUCAGUCUGUUGUAGUUGUGCCAGGCCUACAAGCAACGCACAUACCAAACCUGCUUUGUCUGUGCUAGAUAGAGCAUUUAUCAUUUAUUGUUGUGAAAAUGUGUAUGGAUGGCAACUAUGUAUACAUGCAAGGAUAUCUGGGCUGGUAGGGCGGUUGAAAGGAUGCCCACAUAUAAGUAGCUCCUUCAGGAAAUGGUGUUAUGUGUAAAACCACUGCCAAAUGGGUGGGAAUGUGUUUGUGUGUGUGUGUGUGUGCAUGUGUGGACACAGUGUUGGAGAAAGAAGCCACAUUACUUGGGGCCGUAACAUCGAAGACUUUGCCAGUCACCUGUUUCUUGUGCUGUUGAUUAUCUUUUCAUCACUGGCAUGGUUAGGUUCAUGUUUGUUUCUCUCAUUUGUGACCUUGCCAGAAGUGUAGCCUUGCACUGUUGAAAUUGUAUUGGUUGACUUGUGUUACAACAUGAAAUGCGUGUUUUGAACAUACAUGAAAGAUCAGUGCUGACGCAAAGAAAAUAUCAGGCAUUGUUAAAUGUAAUGUCUCUUUUGCACGGCUUUCGUAUCUUGAAGCUCUUUGUGCUCACUUAGUUUUCAAGUACUAAUUUGGCGUGUAGAAGCAAAUGCAACUUCAUGUUGUUCUAGCUGGUGAAAAGGUGUCAUUAUUUGAUACAAUUGUUGUCCAUGUUACUGGAUUACGGAAGUGUAGUAGUUUGCCAUGGAAAAAUACUUCUCACUUUGUUGUAAAUUGGCCCUGGUUUAAAAUCGGAUUUAAGAAUAACAGGUGUAUUGCACCUUUUGGCUGAUUGGUUUAAUGCCACAGACGUGGCAAAUAAAAUGCCAUGUUUGAUCAGGUUCAGUGCAGCACCUGUGAGCUGUUGUGCUUUGCCUUUUUCCAAAGACUUCUAUCCAUAGCCUAUCCAUCCAUACACGCAUGCACAUCAUACGUGUGGUUACAACAUAAACUGCAUUAUUGCUUCACAGUUGUCAAUGUUUUUUGUUCACGUUGUCUCUGUUCUUGACGUCUUAGUUGUGGUCACACUUGCAGCGUAUAAAUGUUGCAGAAAUAUCUGCUCUGCAUUGUACAUGCUUCAAAAGCACUUGUAUAGAGUGCAGUUGUUCUGAAUGGUUCUGAAGCAACUUUAGAAAACACAGUACAUUAGGAAAUGGUCAUUGU